AUGACUUCGCUACGAAUUCUCGUCCCCAUCAAGCGGGUCAUUGACUAUGCCGUCAAACCCCGCGUCAACAAGGCCCAGACGGGCGUCGAGACGGCCGGCGUCAAGCACUCCAUGAACCCGUUUGACGAGCUCUCGGUCGAAGAAUCGGUGCGCAUCCGCGAAAAGAAGCGCAGCCCCGGCGGCGUCGAGGACAUUUGCGUCGUGUCCGCCGGCCCGGCCAAGGCGCAAGACGUGCUGCGCACCGCCAUGGCCAUGGGCGCGGACCGCGGCGUGCACGUGGAGCUGGCCGAGGGCGAGGAGCUGGAGCCGCUGACGGUGGCCAAGAUGCUGGCCGCGACGGUGGAGCGCCAGCGCAGCAACCUCGUCGUGCUCGGCAAGCAGAGCAUCGACGACGACGCCGGCCAGACGGGCCAGAUGCUCGCGGGCCUGCUGGGCUGGCCGCAGGCGACGCAGGCGAGCAAGGUCGAGUUUGGCGACGCCGACGCCGUCACCGUGACAAAGGAGGUGGACGGCGGCGUGGAGACGGUGAGGGCCAAGCUGCCCAUGGUGAUUACGACGGAUCUGCGCCUGAAUGAGCCCCGGUACGCGAGCCUGCCCAAUAUUAUGAAGGCCAAGAAGAAGAAGCUGGAAAAGUUGAAGCUCGGGGAUCUCGGCCUCGGCAACGAGACCCGCCUCAAGAUUCUCAAGGUCACUGAACCUCCCGCGAGACAAGGCGGUGGCAAGGUCGAAGAUGUCGACGGCCUUGUCAGCAAGCUCAAGGAGCUCGGCGCUCUGUGA
Molecule: messenger RNA, 777 nt
Organism: Beauveria bassiana ARSEF 2860
Lineage: Eukaryota; Fungi; Ascomycota; Sordariomycetes; Hypocreales; Cordycipitaceae
Product: electron transfer flavoprotein beta-subunit
Exons: 3
Coding region: 1-777 (258 amino acids)
Cellular component (GO): cytosol
Molecular function (GO): electron transfer activity
Source: RefSeq, a predicted model, not a curated record